Ceratotherium simum simum (southern white rhinoceros) is the source of this 5357-nucleotide messenger RNA. It is a transcript of the gene AMMECR1, whose product is annotated as AMMECR nuclear protein 1. The record is from RefSeq and is a predicted model, not a curated record. Gene Ontology annotation, cellular component: nucleus. Lineage: Eukaryota; Metazoa; Chordata; Mammalia; Perissodactyla; Rhinocerotidae.
CGCCGCCAGCUCGCCUCACUUAUGGGUCGGAAGCGCUGCGUGGGGGAGACUGUUACAAGAUGGCGGCGGGUUGCUGCGGGGUGAAGAAGCAGAAACUGUCCAGUUCGCCCCCCUCUGGCUCGGGUGGCGGUGGUGGCGCCUCCUCCUCCUCCCACUGCAGCGGAGAGAGCCAGUGCCGAGCUGGGGAGCUGGGACUAGGAGGCGCCGGUACGCGGCUCAACGGGCUGGGAGGUCUAGCCGGAGGAGGUAGCGGCAGCGGCUGUACCCUCUCUCCCCCCCAGGGCUGCGGUGGCGGCGGCGGGGGGAUUUCCCUGUCGCCACCUCCGAGCUGCGGAGUGGGGACCCUACUUUCUACCCCGGCCGCCGCCACCUCUUCCUCGCCCUCCUCUUCGUCCGCCGCCUCGUCCUCAUCGCCCGGCUCCCGGAAGAUGGUGGUGUCAGCGGAGAUGUGCUGCUUUUGCUUCGAUGUGCUCUACUGUCACCUGUACGGAUACCAGCAGCCCCGGACCCCCCGGUUCACCAACGAGCCCUACCCACUGUUUGUAACAUGGAAGAUUGGUCGAGACAAAAGAUUGCGUGGAUGCAUAGGUACUUUUUCUGCCAUGAAUUUGCAUUCAGGACUCAGGGAGUACACACUUACCAGUGCCCUUAAAGAUAGCCGUUUUCCCCCAAUGACAAGGGAUGAGCUGCCACGGCUGUUCUGCUCAGUGUCUCUGCUCACUAACUUUGAAGAUGUCUGUGAUUAUUUGGACUGGGAGGUGGGUGUACAUGGCAUUAGAAUAGAAUUCAUCAAUGAAAAAGGAUCAAAGCGCACCGCCACCUACCUACCGGAGGUUGCAAAGGAGCAAGGAUGGGACCAUAUUCAGACCAUAGACUCCUUACUGAGGAAAGGAGGAUACAAAGCUCCGAUUACUAAUGAAUUCAGGAAAACCAUAAAACUGACCAGGUACCGUAGUGAAAAGAUGACGUUGAGCUAUGCUGAAUACCUUGCUCAUCGCCAGCAUCAUCAUUUCCAAAAUGGCAUUGGGCAUCCCCUUCCGCCAUACAACCAUUAUUCCUGACACUGAGCCGCACAGCCAGUCACUGGGCCUCUCUGCUGCAGACCUCUUCCCAGGAGACCCUACCCCUUCUUGGUCUAGCUAUCUCUUUUACUGUACCAUUUUAUGAUGAUAGUUUCCGUUGCCAUGGUGAAGCUUCGACAUCGUCAAUUAAGAUCAUCAUGGUAACGGGUAGGAAAAUGGCAUUUGUUAAGAAGAUCCUGUUUUAUUAUUUUAGAUCAUUGAUUUUUUUUUUUUUGCAGCAUAUAGAACUUUUGAGGUUUUCUUUCCUUACAAUAUGCUAUAGGAUUUUGCUUUGCUAUCUCAAUCAGGUAUCUGUCUUUCUGUCCUUCUUGCCUUCCUUCUUUCUAUCUUCUCUUCCUUCCUUCCUUCUUUCGACUGUGGAUGGAAGAAAUUGUGCAGUUUUUAAGGAUUUUGUUUAGGUUUUUCUUUAGUUUUCCUCAGUAAGAUAGAUAAUUUUUGAUAGGUGAGUUUGGGAGUAAUUCAUAUCAAAUUCAGGUAUUUGUAUAUUACUCUUGAAUUUGUCUAAAAUUCAUUUUGCUAUGAAAGCUUAGUAUGUGACUCUUCACUCCUUAAGUAUAUGUUUUUCCCAUGGUUAAAAUAUAUGAACUUUAGUUCUAGUGUAGAACAUUCGAAAGUCCGUACUAGGGCUUGUCACAGAGAAUGAGAAAUCAUUGAUGCCUAUUAUGCUGAUUAUCACAAGAGAGACUGCCUCAUCACUUUAUAGAACCCACUUACAAACUAAAACACUGUUUUAAGAAAGUACAAGCUACCUUUCAAAUGUUACAGAAGUCAUUUUUGAAGAGCAGCAAAUAUCAGGAAGAGAGCAUAUACAGAAUUUAGUGCCUUUGAGAAGAAUAUAAUUAAGUGGAAUUAAGGGUUAGAAAAAAGGCAAUUUAAAGAAAUAUUCUUGUAAAAUUUUAUUGUUUCUAUAUGCGAAACAACAGAUUAGACAAAUUCUUUACUCUUAAGUAUUUUUAUAAGCUGAGAAAAUUUAUUUUGAGCAAAUAACCAAAAAAAGACAUUUGUCUAUUAUAUAUUAAUUUAAAUUUGUUAGCUUUAGGUCUCAAUAAGUCAUGAUUGGCCAGAGACAAUUUUAGCUACCAUUUAAAGAAAUGGUAGAGAUAAUCUAGUGAAACAAAAGUUCAUAUAUACUAUGAUUUCAGCUGUUUGUCAUGGGGACAAUACUGGAGUUUUAGAAAUACUAUAAAAUAGCUUGAAUCUCUUUCUGCACUACAUACUUUUGAUAGAAACACAUUUACUAUGUUGAAAAGAUGUGAUGUUGCACCUGUAGAAAUGGAGUUGGCAUUUAGAUAUGAUACAGUGAGAGCCCAGCUUACUUGCAGGGGUAGUCUUCUCAUGAUGCAUACAAAGAGAACUUCCUCAUGUCAAUAGGAGGUCCAUAUGUAUACCCCCAGGAAAAAUGACAGAUGAUUCUGGAGAAAGAUCAUCUUCAUUUUUAUGGUAGUAAAUAUAUAUAUAUAUAUGUGUUAUAUAUAUAUAUAUAUAUAUAUAUAUAUAUAUAAUUUUUUCAAACAGGAAACCAAUAUAUCAAGUGAUGAAUUAUAAGAAUGGUGCAGAAUAUAUAGUCUAAAACUAUGAGAAGUCACUGAAUAUCAAAAUGGCAUAGCUUAUACAUAUAGUUGCUGUGACAAGUAACAGACUGCUAGUUCAGAAUUCAAAAACCCUUUUCUAGUUUGUGAGCUAAUUGACUGAAUUCCUUCUGCUUGCCAUUGUGGCAGAGCAAACUGCUUUAGUUUUUGAUGAGAGUUCUUAGAAGUUUGUUGGUGUUCCUUCAUCCACAGCAUCCGUUGUUGAAAUAACCAUUUUCAGUUGUGAUGCCUUAACUAAGAAGCCAAUUGUUAGCCUGAAAUGCAAUCUCGGUAGCCAGUUUCAUUGAACCUAGAGAUGUGGCAGAGAAAGCUAGCUAUUGGGCUUUACAAAGGGAUUUUGAGUCCUUUCAUUUCUACUUGGGAGCAUUUUGGAGCAGAUUAGUCUUUCAGUAUAAAAACAAGUGGCUACCUUACGGAAACUUUUUCUUGCCCUUAUAGGGAAACUGAGCACAAGCUGAAUGAUAUUGUCUGCUGCAAAAAAAAAAAAAAGUAAGUAAGUAAAACAAGCAAACUGAAGAGAGACAAAGUAGACCAAUAUCGAUCUAUCUUAUCCAUCAUCUCAUCAGUUCAACAGGCUCCUCAUCCUGGGUGAGCUCAUGCUUAGAAGUUUUUUUAAAGAAAAGAUCUAUUACAUACACAUAUGUGUGUGUGUGUAUACAUAUACCCACACAUACAGACAUACAUACAUAUGUGUGUGUUUAUGUAUUUAACGGUGCUAAUCAAUCUUGAGCAGGUCACGUGACUGGUCAUGCGGACUCUAAAAUCAUAUCAGAUUUUUUAAAAUUCUUGAUAUAUGCAGAUGUUAUACAGAUUUUCUUACCAGUGUAAUAAUGUUAUACUGAAGAAAUAACCAUCCUGCAGGCUUCAGAGGACGAGGUCAGCAAUAUUUCCCACCAUGGCUUGGGGGAAAAGGAUAGUUUUGUCUCCUUUUGUAUUCAAAUUAAUGCACAGUGCAUUUUUGUCUUUAAGUAGCUGUUGACUAAAAGACUUUGUAGUGUAAAGGGUGUUAUACAAACUGUAAUGGUGUGCUUCAAACAAAUGCUAGACCCUUUCACCUUUGUCGUAUAUUACAAAGUUGUUAAAUAUGUGGUUUGAAUUAACUUUGAAUAUGUUGAAAUAUGUAGCAUGUGUUUUUAACUCAGACGAAGAUUCUAAUUGCACAGGUUGUGUUCUAGCCAGUUGUGGUUUAUUUGUUCAGACACAAAUGUGAAUUGCACUCUUAUCACCAGAAUAUUGUAUGAGUUCAGUGAUCUUUAAACAGCUCAGAAGUAAUACUUGAACUUCAUUUGAGUAGCACAAAGUUUACAUAGCCCCCCCUUAAAUGUUAAUUAGUCCCAUUUAUGUUUUCUGUUUUCAAAUGCACCUGGGUAUUUUUCCUCUUGGAAAAUAGUAUGUAUUUUACUUUGGUAUGUAGCAAAAGGCUUCCAUUUCUGGAAGGGUUUUCUUGUUCUUAAACAAGAUCAGCCAGGUACCAGAUUUUAAAAGAACAAUUGCUCCCCCCACCCCCAUUAAGUGGCCUUCUGACUGCACGAGAAUGUGCUACUGCCCGCUCCAGUCCCCCUACCCUGAGAGGUCGGUGUCAUUGAUGGAGGAAGUGCCAGGCUUGCUCUUUUCCCCCACCCCACUUAAAGCAGUUAUCAGAUUUUCAGUCCAGUGCAUACAGUCCCAAUGCCCAGCACACCACAAGUUUGUAUACUGGCCUCUUUUCAUGUCUUCAAAUGUGCAGGAAAUUUGAAACUGUCAUCUGGAAUAGGUUCCAUCUCUUAUGUGUGUUAGAUCAAACCAAAGAAGCCCCCAGCCAUGCCCAAAUGCUGCUCCAAAAGCCUGCCUUCCAGUCCUUACAAAAACCUUGCAGGAUUAAAUGUGUUAACUUUUUUAUUUUUGUACAGUUUCUAAGUGAUUUUUGCUAGUGAUGUUAAACUGAAUUAAGUUUAUUUGAGGGGGGUGAGCACCUCCUCCAUUUAAAUAAACUGGUGACUUUCCUUUUAUUUUUAAAAAGUGGAAACCCGUUGUGUGCCUCUCAAUUUAAGGGUUUCUGAUUACAUUAUUCUUAAGACCAGCAUUGAUCCUUUCUAUACAAAGAUAUGUUUUCCUUGUUUUUUUAUUACUGUUUCAGAAGAAAAGAAACCUUUUAUUUUGCUCUGGACCCAGUAACUGCGCUGGUACAUAGACGCACUGAGAAGAUAAACUUUUGUAGCCACCUCUGACUGUUUUUGUAUAUCAAAGUUGAUUACUUUUGAAAUAUUUGGAUCUAGUUUCUAAGUUAUUUUAGUGUUUUAUAUGUUCCCCGAAAUUAUUUUGAAUUGGUCACCAGCAUAAUGAGUUCUUGGUGAUGCAAUGGUGAGACUUGUAAUGAGCAAAAGCUACCUGGAGUAGCUCUUGUUUUCCUUCUUUCUUAGUAACCUGUUUUUUGCUUACAGUAAGACAUCACAGAUUUCCUGAAACCCCUUCAAGUAUAACUAGAUCCUCCUUCCUUCCACAUUUAAUUGCUUAAUAGUUUCAAGAAACUAUUGGAAAUGGGCAUUUUAUAUGACAUGUAUGGCUUUAAAAUAUUAAAAUGAGCAAAAAGAAAAAUGAGAAGGUUUAUGUGGGUCUGUAAGGUAUGGCUGUGGAAAGAUAUUGUAGUAGUUUUGACACUAUUGUUAUUACCUUUAAAAUCAUUUACCCAAUAAAAUGUUAAAACUGA